AUCGCCAUCUGGUCCGCACCCGCAGCACCCUUCUUGACAGCCAGGGCCUCCCUCCACUGCGUGCCAGUCUCAUCAUUUGUUGCUCCUGGAGCCUCGAUUAAUUCUUUGGAGUCGUUCAUCGGCACACAAACCCCAUCACCAUGGCUCACCGUAUUGUCACUCAAGUCGUCGUCACGGGCGCCCGUGUCUUCGGCAAGGCCUUCGCCGAGGCCUACAAGCAAGCUUCCGCCUCAUCCAAGUACGCCGCGCAGACGGGCAAGAAGGUCGGCGCCAGCAUGUCUUCCGGAUUGUCUCUCGAUGAGGCAUGCAAGAUCCUCAACGUCAAGCCCCCGCAAGGCGGCGAGGGCAACGUCGAGCAGGUGAUGGAGCGGUUCAAGAAGUUGUUCGACCUGAACGAUCCCCAGAAGGGAGGCAGUUUCUACCUGCAAAGCAAGGUUCUUCGCGCGCGCGAGCGGUUAGAGAUGGAGUUCCGACAGGCCGAGCGCAAGGCUGCCGAAGAGAAGGAGCUGCGCGAUGGUUGGAAGCCCAAGGUCUACAAGGACCGGUGAAUGCGGCCCUUCUACCUAGGGCACCCCGCUCGAGUUCUUCAGGAAUGACUGAUGGUUCUCGGGCUGCCUCUCGGAGAUCUUGCGUUUUCGAUUGAUUCAGGCUCGGCUUAUCCGUAUGGUCGCAGCAAUCGCGCCGACCGUUCGAAGCCCAUUAGCGAUCUCGUCGACCUCCUUUCUUAUCCCUCUCGGUUUUCGCGGCAUAGCAUGGCGUUUUGGUGAUUCCAACAUUGAGAUUGGAAAGAAUUUUA
Messenger RNA from Aspergillus ibericus CBS 121593, 796 nucleotides. RefSeq names its product import motor complex subunit PAM16. The transcript is spliced from 2 exons. The coding region runs from base 141 to 548 and encodes 135 amino acids. Gene Ontology annotation, biological process: protein import into mitochondrial matrix. Gene Ontology annotation, cellular component: TIM23 mitochondrial import inner membrane translocase complex. Lineage: Eukaryota; Fungi; Ascomycota; Eurotiomycetes; Eurotiales; Aspergillaceae. The record is from RefSeq and is a predicted model, not a curated record.